Ixodes scapularis (black-legged tick) is the source of this 677-nucleotide messenger RNA. It is a transcript of the gene PolE4, whose product is annotated as DNA polymerase epsilon subunit 4. The transcript is spliced from 4 exons. Gene Ontology annotation, molecular function: protein heterodimerization activity. Gene Ontology annotation, cellular component: nucleus; epsilon DNA polymerase complex. Bases 92 to 382 code for a protein of 96 amino acids. The record is from RefSeq and is a predicted model, not a curated record. NCBI's taxonomy places the organism in Eukaryota, Metazoa, Arthropoda, Arachnida, Ixodida, Ixodidae.
UCUGGCAACGCGCACAGGAAUUUGCGCGAAAGUGGGAUUUACUCAAGGGAUUUACUGGAUUUUCGUAGGGAGUUUGCCGUAGGAUUUUGAGAUGGAAUCAGAAAAAUCAGCUCCCAACAAUGCCGAAAAAGGCGAGAAAUUGACCCAGUUUCCCCUCGCUCGAGUCAAGAACAUAAUGAAGUUGGACCCAGACGUUACCUUGGCGAGCCAGGAAGCUGUUUUUCUCGUCGCAAAAGCCACGGAAUUGUUCGUGGCUACGUUGGCCAAGGAGGCCUACACGUUCACCAGGCACAGCAAAAAGAAGACCAUGCAAAAGAAAGAUAUUGAGGCGUCGGUGGAUGCUGUUGAUGCGUUCGCAUUCCUUGAAGGUACGCUGGACUGACGUUUGUGAUCUGCGAAUGUGCUUUUAGAGUGUAAAUAAACCAGAAGAAAUGUUUAUAAACAAAUAACAUGGUCUUUUUUUUUCUUUUUUUUUUCCCUUAAAUUUUUGUUGACAAGUUUUUGAGCGCGCGAACCGCCAUUGCGGGUCGGACAAAACUUGUACAUUGGAGAAAAGAAGAAACUACCUUUUUGUAUAUCCUGGGUGUUUUUAUUUUACGUAAAAGAACAUUUAAUAUUCGCUUAAAAAUGUUUCCGUUGCGAAAUAAAAACAUCAGCAAACUGAAGCUGAACCGAAA